Messenger RNA from Oncorhynchus keta (chum salmon), 2639 nucleotides. RefSeq lists its product as uncharacterized. The record is from RefSeq and is a predicted model, not a curated record. The coding region runs from base 838 to 1908 and encodes 356 amino acids. Lineage: Eukaryota; Metazoa; Chordata; Actinopteri; Salmoniformes; Salmonidae. The transcript is spliced from 2 exons.
UGGCGGCUGCUUUAAUAGACGUCUACGUCAUCGGUGCCCGGGGAGCAGUUCUUUGGGGUUAACUGCCUUUCUCAAGGACAGAACGGUAUAUUUUUUUCACCUUUUUUUCACCUUCACGGAUCAGGGAUUCAAACCAGCGACAUUUCGGUUACUGCCCCAACGCUCUAAACCGCUAUAAGCUAUCUGCCUACAAAGUUCACUGCAUUGAGCUCAGGCACCUAUACAUUCACCUAAGCGAAAUUGUCAAUAUGGGUACCAUGCUGGCCCUUUCUCUUCAGAGAGCUAUUCAUAAUUGAUGGGGAGACUAAAAUGAAAGUGAGAAGUGAGGCUGUCUCGACCACCUUUCAUGUCAGAUGGCCACGGGAUGAAAGGUAGAGAGAUGUGGGUGUGUGAGGUGCAGAGACUGAGACGAGAUGUGGAGAGAGUAAAGUAGACAGCAGACAGACCGACAAUGGAUUCAGAAAUGGGGGCAAGGCAUUGCUGCUGCUGCUGCUGCUGCUGCUGCUGAUGAUGAUGAUGUGGACAGAGGGACAGGAGGACCAGACUGCUGCAUUAACAAUGAAUGGAUAUUCAAUCAGACAGCUCAUUCCUGAAGUUGAGAACUGAGAAUGCAGAGAGAAUACUCCUGACCCUGGUGCCUUGUUGAACGAGAUGUUUAUGACCUAUCCGGACAUUGGUGAAGUGACUUCAGGAUUUUUAAAAAACUAAGUACAUUUAGGAAAAGUCUAACGAGGUCUUUCCUGACCAGAGGUGGUCAUUUUACCAAGUGAAAUGUUUUACCCCAUCCAAUACUAUUAAACACAGACUCCCAUCUACCACCACCUGUAAUAAGAGAAAAUGUCCCAGCCUUCCCGACACUGGCAGUUUGAACCUGUAGACAGAUCUGAUGACUUCUGCAGGCACCUUCAAGAGGGGGAGGAGGAGAGAGGAGCAGAUGUAAUCCUCCAGAGGACGGGUGAAGAGAUGAGACCCUCUAUCACCCUCUGCCCCCCACCCUUGUUCCGGAGCAUCGGACCAUCGGGGCUGUCGGCCAGCCUACCACCCCACCGACGUCUCCGCUCCAUAUUCCGCAGAUCAAGAGCGGUGCUGCCUGCGAAUACACACGCCGGCAAGGUUUCAGGAACACACACCCUCCAAGAUUUACUGUCAGGCACCCACAUCAACACACUCCCACAUCAACUGACUCACAAUGACGUAGUGUCAGAGAAGGACGUUCACAUAAACACAGACUCAGAGACACAAACACAGCCCAAGAGACUCAUGAGUGCACAUGGGCUCACUGUAUUAGAACCACCAACAGGACCUCUCACAGAUACACUCUCAUUCAUAGUCAGUGCUGAAAGCAGACAGCAGGGCGGACAGCCUUUUUCUCAGCUUUCCCCACCCCUAAGGACCCAUAUCAAAGGCAGGGCAAGAUGGGGCAGAGCAGUGUCUCCUCUUAAAAUGCGAGAUGAUCUUGGGACUGGAGAGGGAGGAGUGAAAGAGAAGCAGAAGUUGAGAAGGAGGAGGCUGGACUGUAAAGGAGAGGACCAAGCCAAUGACAGAUAUGUCCCGUCCUUCACCCCAGAGACAGAGGGAGAUGGUGGACUGUGCCAGUGGUUACAAAGUCUGGGGAUUGGAGAUAGAGAGGAGGAGGCAAUUUCCCCCAACAGAAGUAAACCGCAGCAGAGUGGGUUCAGAGAGAGGAUGGCUGAACACAGAGAGGGGUAUUCACAUCCAGCAGCCAACCACAGGAGAGACAGACGCCCCCACUUCCUCCCGCCUAUCUGUCAGUCUGGCUCUCUCCUGCAUGUACCCCUGCUGCUUCCCGAAAACUCUCCGCCACCCUCGCCAUGCACCUCCCCACACGCCCCCUUCCACCCCUUGCCUGUACCCCUCCUCCACCCUCUGCCCUUCAGGAGGAAGUGAUAUUGUCCAGCAAAGGAAAGGGGUCUCAACUCAAGAGGCCCAUUUGUGUUUACGCUGUAUGCGGUUUUCUGUCUUGUUACUUUGGCAUAUUCUGACUGACUGAUGUAAGGUUAUAUAAUGUAUUUGCCUAUAGCUCAUUACACCUACACAUCCUUAACAAGUCUUAUCCAGGUAUAAUGUAUUGCUCUUGCCUAUUAUACUGUAUGUCCUUUACAAAUAAUCACAUGAAUAGUUUCUAAGGAUAUGUUGUCCUGUCACAUUUCAAUUGCAUUAAAUUUAGCAUGUAUAGUUUGAAAGAUCCAGGGCAUUGUUGUUUCUCAGGAUUAACAUCAACAAGUGAACCAACCUCAGCGUUUCAGUAAUGAUGUGCUCUGCCUUGACCGUCUAUAGACCUUGUCCAGAUAUCCCCCGCAGAGGCCCCCCUCCCCUGAUCAGAGAGGAGGCCCAUGUUGUUUUUGAGGUGUUUGUUGGGGCCUGAACAGCGCUGUGCUCUGUGUGCAGCCUGUGGUGGGAGCUGCAUGUCAGGGCCAGAACACCGGCGUCUCAGUCCUCCUCACUGCCCGCCUCGCACAGCCUGCCGUUUAUGUGUUUACCCUCAAACGCAGUCCAAAAUGUUUGUGAGUCAGGCUCUUUUUUUAAAAAGUCCCCCCGCCCCUCUCCCAUUAGCCGCCAAACAAACAUUGCACCGGAAAUUUCAGGGAUAUCUGGGAUUUUUGAGGGAACCCAGCAGA